UCCGGUUGAUGUUGCUGUUCCUGGGCCGCAGGGUUCCGCUGUCACUCGCACACAGACUCACUCGCCUGCUGCCCGCCGUCACCCGUCGAGGCCCGCCCUGCUCCGCUCGGCAUUAGCACAACUCGGAGCGACACCUGGAGCGACACACAACACCGUCUUCCUUAGCGCGACUGCCCAAAACACAGGAACCAUGCCCGAAAGGAGGCCCUUCGUACGGUUACCGACGGACGUUUACCCCGUCAACUACGGCUUGUGCCUGAAGCCCGACCUGAUCGACUUCACCUUUGAAGGCAAGCUGGAGGCGCUCGUGGAGGUGACACAAGCCACCAAUCAGAUUGUGAUGAACUGCGCAGACAUCGACAUCAUCACGGCGUCCUUCGUAUCGCAGGGAGGCGAAGAAAUCAACGCCACAGGAUUCAACUAUCAAAAUCAGGACGAGAAAGUCACCCUGUCAUUCCCGAGCGCUUUACAGAAAGGCUCCGGCACGUUGAAGAUCGACUUUGUCGGGGAGCUGAACGACAAGAUGAAAGGUUUCUAUAGAAGUAAAUACACGUCCGCGAACGGGGAGAGCCGCUACGCCGCCGUCACACAGUUUGAGGCCACGGAUGCCCGCCGAGCUUUCCCCUGUUGGGAUGAGCCGGCGAUCAAAGCCACCUUCGACAUCUCUCUGAUCGUUCCCAAGGACCGCGUGGCCUUGUCCAAUAUGAACGUCAUCGAUCGAAAGCCGUACCCGGAGGACGAAGACCUGGUGGAGAUGAAGUUCGCCACCACGCCCAUCAUGUCCACGUACCUCGUGGCGUUCGUCAUCGGCGAGUACGACUUUGUGGAGAGCCAAUCCUCUGACGGCAUCACGGUGCGCGUCUACACGCCCAUCGGGAAGGCGGAGCAGGGGAAGUUUGCUCUGGAGGUUGCAACCAAGACCUUACCGUUCUACAAAGACUACUUCGAUGUUCCGUACCCGUUGCCUAAAAUCGAUCUCAUAGCCAUCGCCGAUUUUGCUGCCGGUGCCAUGGAGAACUGGGGCCUGGUGACCUACAGGGAGACGGCGCUGCUCAUCGACGCCAAGAACUCCUGCUCGUCCUCCCGGCAGUGGGUGGCGCUGGUAGUCGGACACGAACUCGCUCACCAGUGGUUCGGGAACCUGGUCACCAUGGAAUGGUGGACCCAUCUGUGGCUCAAUGAGGGCUUUGCAUCCUGGAUCGAGUAUCUGUGUGUGGACCACUGCUUCCCCGAGUACGACAUCUGGACCCAGUUCGUCUCGGCCGACUACACCCGGGCCCUGGACCUGGACGCGCUGGACAGCAGCCACGCUAUCGAGGUGAACGUGGGCCAUCCCUCCGAGGUGGAUGAGAUCUUUGACACCAUCUCGUACAGCAAAGGGGCGUCUGUGAUCCGCAUGUUGCACAACUACACGGGAGACGAGGACUUUAGGAAAGGAAUGAACGCCUAUCUCUUGAAGUUCCAACACAAAAAUGCUUCAACAGAGGACCUCUGGGCCUGUCUGGAACAGGCCAGUGGGAAGCCCAUCGCUGCAGUGAUGAGCUCGUGGACCAAGCAGAUGGGCUUCCCCAUCAUCGAAGUGGAGGAGGAGCAGCAAGGCGACGACCGCGUCCUGAAGAUCUGUCAGAAGAAGUUCUGUGCCAGUGGACCGCACAGCGGCGAGGAUUGCCCCAGCUGGAUGGUCCCCAUUAGUAUUUGUACCAGCGAGGACCCCAAAUGCACCAAGCUCAAGGUUCUGCUGGACAGACCCGAGACGACCAUCACCGUGAGCGGCGUGGCGCCGGACCAGUGGGUCAAGGUGAACCCCGGCACCGUGGGCUUCUACCGCAUCCAGUACAGCACGGCCAUGUUGGAGCGGCUGCUGCCCGGAGUCCGAGACCUCAGCCUGCAGCCCGUGGACCGGCUGGGCCUGCAGAACGACCUCUUCUCCCUGUCUCGUGCCGGGAUGAUCAGCACGGUGGAGGUGCUGAAGCUGAUGGAGGCCUUCAUCAACGAGCCCAACUACACGGUGUGGAGCGACCUGAGCUGCAACCUGGGGGUGCUGUCCUCGCUGCUGUCCCACACCGACUUCCACGAGGACAUCCAGGAGUUCAUCCGGGACCUCUUCACCCCCAUCGGCCUGGAGCUGGGCUGGGACUGCAAACCUGGGGAAGGCCACCUGGACGCCCUGCUGAGGAGUCUGGUUCUGGGCAAGCUGGGGAAGGCGGGACACAAGCCCACGCUGGAGGAGGCCCGGCGGAGGUUCAGGGACCACGUGGAGGGCAAGCCGGUGCUGCCGGCCGACCUCCGGAGUCCGGUGUAUCUCACCGUGCUGAAGCAUGGAGACAGUGCCACGUUGGACACGAUGCUGAAGCUCCACAAACUGGCGGACAUGCAGGAGGAGAAGAAUCGUAUCGAGCGGGUGCUCGGCGCCAUCUCGGCCCCCGACCUCAUCCAGAAGGUCCUCAGCUUCGCCCUCUCGGAAGACGUCCGUCCCCAGGACACGGUGUCGGUCAUCGGGGGCGUGGCCGGCAGCAGUAAACAAGGCCGGAAAGCCGCCUGGAAGUUCGUCAAGGACAACUGGGAGGAGCUUUACAACCGCUACCAGGGCGGCUUCCUCAUCUCACGGCUCAUCAAGCUCACCGUUGACGGAUUUGCUGUCGACAAGAUGGCCGCUGAAGUGAAGAGUUUCUUCGACAGCCACCCGGCGCCGUCGGCCGAGCGCACGGUGCAGCAGUGCUGCGAGAACAUCAACCUCAACGUCGCCUGGCUGAAGCGCGACGGUGACGACAUCGCUCAGUAUCUACUGCGGCGCAAAGGGCCCCCCGUCUGAGCCGCCUGGCCCCGCCCCCAACACCCUCUAGCCCCUCCCCCUCCAGUGCGGACCUUCCAACAUCAUAGCUGCCUCAGCAACCCCCCCUCCAAACCCCGCCCCCUGCAGACCAGAGCUGGAGAACAGCUUCAUUGCUCUAAAGAGACUGGAACGAGAAAGGCGAAGCCAAGAAUCCAACAACGUGUCGGGGAAACGCAAAGAGACUCUUUCUACGUUAACAAAGCAAAAUUAAUGUUAGUCGGACCAGGAAUGUAGUCUUACCCCCUUCUGCCCGCGAGCGGCCGAGUAACAUUCUCCCGCCGGCGGCGUCCCCACGAGACGGGACCGCCAAAGCACUCUGCACGCCGUCGUCCAUCUCUGCGUCGUAGCUGAUAAAACUGUGAAUCCCCCCCUCCCCCCCCCUCUUUAUUUCUCCGGCUGCCACUCACUUUGAAUGCAUGAUUUGUGAUUUUUCGCUUUUUUUUUCUUUCUGCAAUUGCUGCUUUUGUUUACUUCGGUUUGUUUUUUGUACAAACAACAAAUUUACUUCAUUCUUUAAUUUAAAUUUUUUUUUUUUUUAGUUCAGUAAUUCACUCUUCGAUCUGAUUGGGUGAGAGCAGAAGGCCCCCGGGCUGAGUGGGCUUCAUGACCGUAGUGUGUGUAUGUGUGUGUGUCUGCGCGUGUGUGUGAUCCUCCAUUGCUAAUAAACGGUUAGACAGGCGAGCAGCGAUAGCAUGGUACUACAUUGUAAACUGUAUAAUGUAAGUUUUUUGUUUUUGUUGUCUGCAGACGAUGUUAUAAAUAAUGGAAAGGUUCAUGGUUUCCUGUCCCCCCCCCCCCCCCAAACCCCUCAAGCUUUGUUCAGUCGAGAGUUUGUAUAGUUUGAAUCAUCAACGAACAUAUUUGAUCUCUCCUGUUUGUUUAUCUGCCCUCCAGUGAAAUGAAGAUAUCGGCAUGUUUUAUAAAACAUCAGAUGCAGUUAUUUAAAUGUUGAGAUCAUGUUUUUAUUCUGAGGAGAGGGUUGAAACAAAAAGAAGAAAGAUCACAACGCGACUCUUCAGGGCCUUUUUUCAUUCUGACGCAACAUCAUGAAACGCCUCUUAAUGAGGGCCCGGUCCUUGGUCCCGGUCCUUGGUCCCGGUCCCGGUCUUUGUGGGGCGCGGCAGAUCGACUGGACUCCGCUGACGAACUUGGAGGCCUUUAAAUCGGUUCGACUGGUUUGCAGAAAAUAUUUAACACGGAAGUGGUGAAAAUAGUUUAUUUCCACAUAACGUCUAAUGUGACAGAUUAUGCAGACUUGUUGAACGAGUAUAUCUAUAUAGAAUUUACAAUUUGAUGUGGUUUUUGAAAAACAUACCGACCCCGAGUCAUCAGCCUGUCGUCGAGACCCCCCCCCCCCACCCUUACAUUUGUUGUUUGUUCUUUUUUGGGGUUUAAAACUACAGUUGGUGUUCAUUAAAGUGAAAAAGGAUUAUAAAAACAAA
Messenger RNA from Pseudoliparis swirei, 4275 nucleotides. It is a transcript of the gene npepps, whose product is annotated as aminopeptidase puromycin sensitive. Gene Ontology annotation, molecular function: metalloaminopeptidase activity; zinc ion binding; peptide binding. The coding region runs from base 191 to 2812 and encodes 873 amino acids. The record is from RefSeq and is a predicted model, not a curated record. Lineage: Eukaryota; Metazoa; Chordata; Actinopteri; Perciformes; Liparidae. The transcript is spliced from 23 exons. Gene Ontology annotation, cellular component: cytoplasm. Gene Ontology annotation, biological process: peptide catabolic process; proteolysis.